Pogoniulus pusillus (Red-fronted tinkerbird) is the source of this 1411-nucleotide messenger RNA. RefSeq names its product PDZ domain containing 11 (gene PDZD11). Gene Ontology annotation, cellular component: basolateral plasma membrane; synapse; cell-cell junction. The record is from RefSeq and is a predicted model, not a curated record. Gene Ontology annotation, biological process: protein localization to basolateral plasma membrane; neurotransmitter secretion; maintenance of epithelial cell apical/basal polarity. Gene Ontology annotation, molecular function: protein binding. The transcript has 6 exons. The coding region runs from base 38 to 460 and encodes 140 amino acids. Lineage: Eukaryota; Metazoa; Chordata; Aves; Piciformes; Lybiidae.
CGGUUCCGGUCCCGGUCCCGGCAGGCCUUGCGGCAGCAUGGAGGGCCGCCUGCCCUACGACGACUUCCCGGUGGUGUUCCUGCCGCCCUACGAGAGCCCUCCCGCCUGGGUGCCGCCGCAUGAGAGGGUUUACCACCCCGACUACAACAACGAGCUCACCCAGUUCCUGCCCCGAACCAUCAUCCUGAAGAAGCCGCCCGGGGCGCAGCUGGGCUUCAACAUCCGGGGAGGAAAAGCCUCGCAGCUGGGGAUCUUCAUCUCCAAGGUGAUCCCUGACUCGGAUGCACACAGAGCUGGGCUGCAGGAGGGGGACCAGGUGCUCUCGGUGAACGAUGUGGAUUUUCAGGACAUUGAGCACAGCAAAGCAGUGGAGAUCCUGAAGACAGCUCGUGAAAUCACCAUGCGUGUGCGCUACUUCCCCUACAACUACCAGAGACAGAAGGAGAGGACUGUUCACUAGUAGGUGGCUGUCUCAGUGCCCAUCCUGAAGCUCUCCACUACUUUCUCUUACCAUGUGAGAUGACACCUCGAGUUUCAGCUUGUCACUGGAGGUAUAACUCUCCUGUUGUACCUGUCCUGUACAACUGUACCUGGCUGUGCAGGCAUCAUCUCUGCUUCCUGCCUGGAGGGUGGCCAACUGAGUCUUAUUUAGCUGGAAGAUGGAUGGGGCUUUAGUGUGUGCUCCUCAAUCCAGGUCUUGAAACAAGCUGCUGCUGCUGGUGGUGAUGUGGAAGUGGGUACUGGAGAGCAGCUUCCCUAGCAAGAGCUAUGUUUCUCUUCUAGUAGGACUUGUAAAGCAAUGCUGUGCCAGUUGUCAUGAGGAUGUAAAGCCAAGAAGGUCUGAGCAUGCUUGAGUGGAGCAUGGCCUUUGUCCUCCAAGAGAUUAGCCUCUUCACUUCUUUGGUGAUGUGACUUUCUUUCCUUCUGCACUGUCCUACCUCUGUUCUGCACUGCUUGGGACUCAUGGAACAGGAGUAAAAUCCACUCAGACUCCAUGCACUGGUCUGGCCAGGGCAUGUUUGUAUGCUUUAGCUGCUUAAUGACCUCACACUACAGAACUGAAACACUUGGAGCAGGUUUCUGAACACCUGCAGGCACUUGGCCAGGUCCCCUCAGGUAUGGUGCUUACAUGUUUAAGGGUUCCAUUUGCUCAACCUGCUUCCUUCACUUGGCACAGCUCUGUCCCCGUCACCUGCUCCCAUCACAACUUCUUCUUCUCCCAAUCGGGGGAGGAAGCUGCUGUGCCCUGCAUGGGGAGAGCACACACAAAACCGUGGUAGUCACCAGCAGAACUGGGGGCACAGUCAUGGUAUCACAUUGUAAAUGGCAUCAGGACAGCCCUUGCUGUGGCCUUCUCUGACGUGUUUGGCACUUGCCUGUAAUACCUGAAGUAAUAAAAAGAGAACAGCAA